AUGCACAAGUGCUUACUUGUUCCCGACAUCCUAUCAAUUAUCUUUAAGCAUAUUCUCCCCGAGGACCCAGAUAGCGCGGAAGCACUGGAAGACGACUGGCAGAGAUCUCUGGCUGUACUUGCUAGGACGUGUCGAUUGUUCAGUGAUCCAGCAUUGGAUGUCCUUUGGGCUGACUUGCACGACGUUGAACCAAUACUCAGGUGUCUUCCUGAGGACAUAUGGUCUGGGACUGGUGAUAGUCUCUGCUUACGAAGACCCUUGUGUUCAAAAGACUUGACAAUCAUCCGGCAGUACACUCAUCGUGUCCGGAAAUUACAACGUGGACUCGAUUUUGAUUCAAUUACGUCAACAGCGCAUCAAGAUGUCUAUCGCGCAUUCACUUUUCUCCCAAUCAGUCCACCCUUGUUUCCCAAUCUUCAACAACUCACAGACUGUCGAUUGCAUACAAAUGAAGACAUUCCCUUUUUCCGUCGUCUUAUUGCAGGUCCCUCCAUUAAAACCGCAGUGUUGAAUGUGGAUGGCGCAAUCACUACUUUCGAUGCGUCGGACGUACUUUCACAGGCGGUUUGCCAGUGGAAUCAGCUAGAAGAAUUGACGUGUGACGCCCUGUUAAAUAAACAGGGCAUGUAUCAUCUUGCAGCCCUGGACUCCCUACGGUCUCUCAAUCUCGAUGCCAGUAACUGGCGGUUCGACAUGUAUAAAAAUUUUGAUUACCCAGACGACAAAUCGAUGUUUCCCCAUCUUCAAAACCUUAAACUGUGCUUCACCGCUAGAUCCUCUGGCGAUGCCUGCCCCAUCAUACUCCGUAUAUUCCGUUCGGUGCCAAAGCAAAUUCAUUUGGAGUUCUGUACUCCUGUCGGUUUCGAUUCUAUACAGGCAUCGCUUGCCAUCCUAGGUGACAAGUGCGGGGAGAAUCACUCACUGCAAAAGAUUACGGUCCUCUUUCGCCCCAGCGGAGAAGAGGACCAAUCUCUUGUUCUUGAAACUAUAAGGCCUAUCUUACGCUUUUCCUCAAUGACAGAUGUUAAUAUCGGCUUCUUCGUUUCGCUAUCAUUGGACGAUGGAGCAUUGCGAGACAUAGCAUUGGCAUGGCCCAACCUGCAAAGCUUGCAUUUGAACUGGGGUUAUGGCUCAGAUCCUGACAAUCACUCCAGAGUUAGCAUAGCGGGCCUCAUCGAGCUACUAGCACUUUGCCCGAAGCUCAUAUCAUUGGGCAUAGUUCUCGAUACCAGGAUAUUACCAGCUCCCACAGCUGAACGACCUGGAGGAGGCACGUACAAUCAAGCGAUCACAAGUUUACACCUUGGCGACUCUCAAAUCAGUGAUCCCAUUGCAGUCGCUAUGAUCUUUUCCGAUAUCUUGCCUCGUUUAAACACUAUCGUUGCCUCGAAAUAUCAUGCGAAGUGGCGUCAAGUUGUGGCUCAGUUAGCCAAUUUUUCGCUGAUCAAGAACGAAACUGGAGCUUAUCGCGAUCAUAUGUCUGAUGUCCAUUGCUUCGCAUAG
Molecule: messenger RNA, 1503 nt
Organism: Serpula lacrymans var. lacrymans S7.9
Lineage: Eukaryota; Fungi; Basidiomycota; Agaricomycetes; Boletales; Serpulaceae
Exons: 2
Coding region: 1-1503 (500 amino acids)
Source: RefSeq, a predicted model, not a curated record